Messenger RNA from Knipowitschia caucasica, 1317 nucleotides. The record is from the annotation of a GenBank genome assembly. NCBI's taxonomy places the organism in Eukaryota, Metazoa, Chordata, Actinopteri, Gobiiformes, Gobiidae.
AUGGUCAACGGCCUGGAAGAAGAAGAGGAGGAUGAAGUCACAGGUGAUGAUAAAAUGUCAGUGUCUACAGAGUAUCUACAAGAACCAGGACUGGAACUCGGGCUCAGGGGGAGGGGGUCUCUCUUCCUUCGUCAGCUGUCCGUCUGUGAAGUGAGCUUUGUGAGAAUCGUCUGUGAAAAGAUGGCAGCUCCGGUUAACGUCCAAGCUCCAAGUAAAAGCUGGGAGUUAAGUUUGUAUGAACUGCACCGAAGUCCACAGGAGGCCAUCAUGGAUGGAACAGAAGUGGCAGUUUCUCCACGCGCUCUGCACAGCGAGCUGAUGUGCCCCAUCUGUCUGGACAUGCUGAAGGACACCAUGACCACCAAAGAGUGUCUGCAUCGUUUCUGCUCCGACUGCAUCGUCACCGCUCUGCGAUCAGGCAACAAAGAGUGUCCAACGUGCAGAAAGAAGCUGGUGUCCCGACGCUCGCUUCGCAAAGACUCCAACUUUGAUGCGUUGAUCUCCAAAAUCUACCCGAGCCGUGACGAGUAUGAGGCGCAUCAGAGGCGCGUCAUUGAGAGGCUCAACCGGCUGCACAACCAGGAAGCCCUGAGCUCCAGCAUCGAGGAAGGCCUCAGGCAGCAGGCGCGCUACCGGGCUGAGAGAAACCACCGCGUGAAGAAAGCCCUCCACGAGAGUGACAACACCACGUUUAGUGGCGGAGAGGAGAACGGCGACUCGCGCUCUCACCUGUCCCACGACUCCGCUCCUUCACAUGCCCCGCCCACACUGGCACAUAGCUGGUCAGAGGCGGGGCCCAGCCGGAAGAGAGCGCGGGCGUCUGACGAGGGCUCAGGCGUGGAGGGGGACAGCGGCAGGGCCACCCCUCCACCGCCCCGGCACAAAGAUGGACCGGCCUCUGAGAUCGAGCUGGUGUUCAGGCCACACCCACAGCUGGUGCGAGCCAGUGACUACAGCCAGACCAGAUUUGUCAAGACUACAGCUAAUGCCACUGUGGAUCAUCUGUCCAAGUAUGUGGCCCUGCGCAUGGCUCUGGAGGAGGGUCCAACUGGAGGUGAGCCCGAGGAGGCCCCUGUAGCCCCGGACAAGAGGCCAGCAGCAGCAGCAUCAUCAGAGGGCCACAGUGUGCAACGCAUCAGUGAGAAACAGUACACCAUCUACAUCAUGACCAAAGGACAGUUCUCGACGCUGAACGGCUCGCUGACUCUGGAGUUGGUCAAUGAUAAGUACUGGAAGGUCAGGAAGCCUCUGGAACUUUUCUAUGCUCCCACCAAAGAGCAGCCACAACCAGCAGCGCCCAGGUCUGACGCCCCCUAG